This is a messenger RNA of Podarcis lilfordi (Lilford's wall lizard), 455 nucleotides long. NCBI's taxonomy places the organism in Eukaryota, Metazoa, Chordata, Lepidosauria, Squamata, Lacertidae. The record is from the annotation of a GenBank genome assembly.
AUGUCGCUGAAAUGGUCAGUCAGGCGCAGCGAACUAGGAUGUGACGUCAUUAACCUGCGACUCCGGAGUGGAAGGUCCCUCUUGACGCUAUACGACCGGGACCGACAGAGCGCCUGCGGGAAGUUGCCGUGGGGCUGGAUGGGGGCUGCGGCCCGGGGGAAGAAUGGCGAAGGGGCCCUGCAGAGGAGGGAAGCUCCGCGGCUGCGCCAUUCCUCCUCAGUAGCCGGCGGUGAGCUCUUCGCCCGUCCCUCUCCCGCGGGCCGCCCCAGUCGGCUCAGGGUAGCUGGACGCCUCCCUUUCCCCUCCAUGCUUUCCCCAUCCCGCCGCCUUCUCCCGGCGCUUCCUCUUCGCUUUUCCUUUUCUCUCUUUUCCUUGAACCGAGCGCCGCGCCCCUUGAUUCAUUUUCUCCUCUGCUGGCUGCUUGUUUCUUAGGGCUCGUCGUUUCGCUUUCAUAG